Messenger RNA from Stegostoma tigrinum, 1825 nucleotides. Its product is annotated as ankyrin repeat domain-containing protein 60-like. Bases 116 to 1246 code for a protein of 376 amino acids. The transcript has 5 exons. Gene Ontology annotation, molecular function: protein binding. The record is from RefSeq and is a predicted model, not a curated record. NCBI's taxonomy places the organism in Eukaryota, Metazoa, Chordata, Chondrichthyes, Orectolobiformes, Stegostomatidae.
CACUACCAGGAAGCAGAAAAUCUGAUCCUGCUUAAACUCAGGCCUGCUUAAGCAGUUGUGUGUGCCAGCCUCUCAUUGGAGCAUCCAGCGUGAGGCAGAGCUUGUCAAUGUUCUCAUGGCUCAAGAAGGGAGCUGUAGCCUGAGAGUAUAUCUGGAGGACACAGGAGAGACCUUCAAAUUGAAGAAGUGUCACAGCAACAUGACGAUAGGGGAGCUGAAGACCGAUCUGGAGCUGGUAACUGGAAUCCCUAUUAACCUGCAAAGGCUCUACUACAUUGAUGAGGGGGAAAUGCCUGACAAUGCUACAUUAAAAUACUAUGGUGUCGUAAAAAAUUCAACUAUAAAAAUGAAAACCUGGCUUCAAGAUGGUUGGCGAGAGCUGCUGUAUGCAGCUGCACACGGCGAUAUUAAUGAGUUAAUAUCACUCGGAGUGACCACCGACACUAAGUACUCCACUCCAUAUUCGAGGAAACUGAAUGCCAGACAAAAGGAGGCCUGGAUUGCAGAACGUGCUUUUGUUGCACUCUUUAUUGCUGCUCACAGGGGCCACGUGAACACUGUCAAUUUUCUUCUGAUGAAUGGUGCUAAUCCGAAGGCCAAAACUGUAAGUGGACGCACUGCUCUCCACAUGGCUGUUGUCAUGGCCAGGUCUGAGUGCCUUGACCAGCUGCUGCUUCAUGGAGGUGAGGCUGAAGACCCUGAUGGUAAUGCUGAGUCGUUGAUGAGUCUGGCUCAUAUGACAGGACACCAGGGCAACGUGAGCAAGCUCUUCCAAGUCCAAUGGAUGAGACGGAAAACUGGCGUGAAGACUAAUUCCCUCAUGGACAAGUCAGUUCUCUUUGCUCACCAAAAGUUUGACUCCACAUUGAAGACUUGGCACAAGGGCACUUAUGGCACGGUCUACAUGGCCAACCUGGUGAAACCAGGUGAGCCACGAGCUGCCACUAGUAGUGUGCAGAAGAGCCUAGUCCAGAAAAACCGACCCACCAGCAUUGUCAGGCUGUCCGGGCACAGGAAAAGCAGUAAACAAACCCCAAAGCCCAAUCCGAUCAAAGUUAUAAGUGAAGCACAGGUUGGCAUAUUAACCACACAGUCCAGUGAUAGUUGGCAGAAAGAGGCUAAUAGCACCAAUUCUCAAGUAAACAACAAAGACUCCCUCAGGCAAGAUGCCUCCUUGUUAGCCAAUGUAAAGUUCAAACCCAGCAAAACAAAACCUCGAGAGGUCGGGCAGGCCAACCCAUCUUAGCUGAGGUAGAGUGGGGGCAGUGGCAGAAUGAAGGGUGAGGGGCAGAGCAAGGACAGAUCUUGGCAAUGGGUUGCUAGAGGGGGGAGAUGAUGAAGGAAGGUGGGAGAGAAGGUGAUGCCACUGCAAGGAGAGCUAGGGAGGAGGGAGGGGGAUAGGAUUGAGGAGAAGUGGGAGACUGAUGGGAGAGUGGGGAAAGAAGGAUGUGAGGAAAGCUUGGGAACAGAAUGGGGGGGGAUGGAGUAUCAGGGAAAUAGGAGGAUGGCAGAAUGGGAGGGAUGAGUGGGAGGGAAAAGUGAAAAAUGGGGGAGACUACAGAGUGGGGUGGAGAAGAAGUGAGAAGGAGAGGGAGGAUUUAUUUGGAAGGAUUAUGGAGGAGGGAGGGGGAUAGUGUAUGUUCUUCUGGGCUGCCAUGUGUUGAUUGGUAAAUGGCUUAGUACAGUGCAACCCCUAGUUCCAAGAGCCAUGGAACCACAUCCCCACCGAGGCCAUUUCUCUGCCCAGGUCCAUCGCUACCUGUUCAAUUACAGAUGGAGGGGACAGGCUACCAAAAUGCUGCCACCACAUACCCAGUCCUUUGAC